This is a messenger RNA of Arabidopsis lyrata subsp. lyrata, 1399 nucleotides long. RefSeq names its product calcineurin B-like protein 8. Gene Ontology annotation, biological process: calcium-mediated signaling. The record is from RefSeq and is a predicted model, not a curated record. The coding region runs from base 134 to 796 and encodes 220 amino acids. Gene Ontology annotation, molecular function: calcium ion binding; kinase binding. Lineage: Eukaryota; Viridiplantae; Streptophyta; Magnoliopsida; Brassicales; Brassicaceae. The transcript is spliced from 9 exons.
CACAAAAGCAUUUCCGUAUUUAUAAAGUCUUCUCAAGAAAUUGGAAGAACAACAACCCUAAAUCCAACCAAUUUGUAACACAAGAUCACAGCAGCACAAUAAAUUAUUCUAUAUUUACCAAAGUUAUUGAAAAAUGUUGGCAUUCGUGAAAUGCUUCUCGUUGAAGCGAACAAAACAUCCUCGUGGAUAUGAGGAUCCUCAUGUUCUUGCAUCCGAAACUCCCUUUACAGUGAAUGAGAUAGAGGCUUUACAUGAUUUAUAUAAGAAGCUAAGUACAUCCAUUAUCGAUGAUGGUCUAAUCCAUAAGGAAGAGUUUCUUCUGGCUUUGUUCAGAAACAGCAGUAUGCAAAAUCUGUUUGCGGACAGGGUGUUUUAUAUGUUUGAUAGGAAACGCAAUGGUGUGAUUGAGUUUGGAGAAUUUGUUCGUUCACUUAGCAUCUUCCAUCCAUACACUCCCGAACAUGAAAAAUCUGCAUUUAUGUUCAAGCUUUUUGACCUCCAUGGAACCGGGUUCAUCGAGCCCCAUGAGGUUUUGGUUGGAAAUUACUUGAAGAAGAUGGUGGGCGCACUACUAGGUGAAACAGACUUAGAACUCUCGGAAGAAUCUAUUGAAGCUAUCGUGGAACAGACAAUGCUCGAGGUUGAUACAAACAAAGAUGGGAAGAUUGAUGAAGAAGAGUGGAGAGAGCUCGUUGCUAAGAAUCCUUCAAUCCUCAAGAACAUGACUCUGCCUUACCUCAAGGAAGUGACAUUAGCAUUUCCAAGCUUUGUACUCGACUCUGAAGUAGAUGACUAGAGGAAACCUUUGGAAGAAGCCAGAGUUUUUACCGAAUUAUACUUUUGAGGUCUUUUAAUCCUUUUUCUGUAUAAUUCGGAAUCCAUUCGACAACAUCUGGUACAGAAACAGAUUUGCAAUUUUUUUUUUUUUUUUUAAUGUUUCACGUUCGUUUUAGUUACUGUUGAUAGUCCAUUUCUAAGGGAAUUUUUACAAUGAAAUAACAAUUUUCUUAUAAAAUCUUUUAAAAGGUUUUUCAAUUGUACCCAAGAUCGUUAUAAAACCAAACUGAUGGUAUUGUCGUAAUACAACGGCGGCCCAUAGCUGUAUUUGGGCCGAUCGAUUCAAAUUGUCCUGGUUUUAAAGAGAGACUAGAUCGUGAACGAAUGAUCUGAAGACACGUGACAAACAUGGUCGCACUCGUAACGGUCACUGGUGAGCAACGGCUAGAGGAGGAGCCACUGCAGCAGCAGCGUCGGGUCCACACGUGUGUCGAUGUAUGUGCGCCCAGUUGCUUUUGAAUUUUAAAGAGAUAUUUACUUUGGUUUGUUGUAUUCAUGUACCAAUAAAUCGUGAUAACAUUAACUUAUCUUCUUACAAAUAUACGUCAGGUCAAUUAUUUUA